CGAUGUGGAAGGGCUGGCUUGAUAUAAACCAGUUCAUUCCUAACAAGGCAGCGACAGUUGGGAUCAAAACUUAUGAAGUGUGUGAAUCGCGGAGUGGUUACCUGUGGCGGUUUGAAGUUCACGCAGGCCAUGACAUCUCGACUUCACAAGACGAUCCAAUUUCUGGCACAGUACCAGCUCUCGUGCUCAGACUUUUAAGUGGUCUUGAGCAUAAAGGGCACACAAUAUGGAUGGAUAAUUUUUAUAACUCUCCAGCGCUAGCCCGAGAACUUAAGACCCGCGGCUUUGACUGUGUGGGCACACUGCGGACUAACCGACAAUUUGUGCCGUACGAAUUGACGUCCCUUACAAAAAAGGAUAUGACAGUCGGUCAAGUGACGGGAUGCACCUCGGGAGAUGUGGAUCUUUUGGUGUGGAAAGAUAAAAACCGGGUGGCUUUUAUUUCCACAUACCAUGGUCUCGCAUCUGUUAGGUUUGAGGAAAGACUGAAGCCGACUGUCGCUUGCGAUUAUAACGUUUGUAUGGGCGGAGUAGACCGCAAGGACCAGCAGCUCGCAAUGUACCCCAUAGAGAGAAGAAGGACAAGAGUUUGGUACAAGAAGUUGUUUAGAAGGCUCUUAAACGCUAGUGUCUUGAACUCACACAUACUACACCAAGAUCAUUCAUUUUCACAUCGUAAGUUCCGGACGGUGUUGAUCACUCAAUUGUUGACUACUCAUACAAAACAUUCUCCACCUAGCACACAACUCACACCAAGACAAGUGCAUUGCCCGGCACAAUAUGAAUUAACCAAAAGCGGAAAAUCCGACCGCCUUAGGCGAGCAUGUGUCGUCUGCUCCAAGCGGACUAACAUAUUGUAUAGCCUGUAA
Bombyx mandarina (wild silkworm) is the source of this 869-nucleotide messenger RNA. Its product is annotated as piggyBac transposable element-derived protein 4-like. The record is from RefSeq and is a predicted model, not a curated record. NCBI's taxonomy places the organism in Eukaryota, Metazoa, Arthropoda, Insecta, Lepidoptera, Bombycidae.